AUGGCCGCCAUCGGCCUAGGUGGAACACUUUUAUACCACAACAACGAUCAGUUCCGCCAUGUCAUUAGUGCUGUUCAACGAUGCAGUAUAUCUGGCUAUGUUGGGGCCCGUGUAGCUUUGGAUUAUAAACUGACGCUGUCGCGCACGUAUGCUUCUGAAAGUGAAGCCGAAGAAGCAAAAAGGGCUUGUCAUUUGCGUUGUGCAAAUCGAGUUCUCCGGGGCUUGCAAACAUUAGGCGGUGUAUACGUUAAACUAGGGCAACAUGUGUCGGCCAUGGUAUACCUACUCCCAAUUGAGUGGACAUCCACCAUGGCAGUGUUGCAGGAUCGGUGCGAUCCUUCGUCCGAAGACGAGAUCCGUCAGUUGUUCCUCAGUGACUAUGGUCAACCCAUUGAAGACGUAUUUGAAGAGUUCGAUUGGAAGCCAAUUGGGGUGGCGUCAUUAGCGCAAGUACAUAAAGCACGACUACGCUCAACUGCGGAUGAAACAUACGAUGGAUGGGUAGCGGUGAAGCUCGAACAUCCGUCUCUGGAUGAAUUUUGUCAGAUCGAUAUGAAGACUGUCACGUUUAUUUUCGACAUUAUCAAACGAGCCUUCCCAGAUUUCGGAUUUGACUGGUUUGCAGACGAAAUGCGGGAAUCAUUACCCAAGGAACUCGAUUUUGUUCACGAAGCGCAAAAUGCCCGACAAGUGGAAGCUAAUUUCGCAGAGGAAAUCAAGGCACGAAAAAUCGCACUGGUUAUUCCCAAAGUCAUAUGGGCGAAACGGCGGAUCAUGUGUAUGGAGUUCAUUGAAGGAUCGCGGAUUGAUGAUCUUGAAUAUAUGAAGCGUCAUGGCAUCAAUCCACAAGAGGUCUCCUCCGAAUUGAUUCACGCUUUCUCGGAAAUGAUCUUUUUGCAUGGAUUUGUACACUGCGAUCCACAUCCCGGUAAUGUUAUCAUUCGCCACAGAAACGAGGGUGGUCGAUUCAAUUUCGAUCUUGUAUUGUUGGAUCAUGGAUUAUACCGAACAUUACCGCAGCAAUUGCGGGCAGACUACGCACAACUAUGGACAGCUUUGAUCAAAGGGGAUGAAAAAGGCAUCGAGAAAUAUUCACUACGGGUGGGAGGCACCGAAGUAUACCAGAUAUUUGCAUGCAUGCUGACAGGACGAGAAUGGGACACUAUCCAAUCAAUGGAUCUCAACUCGAUGAGAACGUCGGAUGAAUUGGGACGCAUGUCGAUGGGUGCCAUGGAACUCUUGAAAGAGAUUGCGGAUAUCCUUGGCAAAUUACCACGUGCCGUGCUGCUGCUCUUGAAAACGAACGACCUGCUGAGACACGUUGACGAAACGUUGAGUGUAGUACCUGAUCAGCGAAACACAUACCUUAUCAUGGGACGAUACUGUGCUCAAGCUGUAUGGCUGGAUACGAAGCAGUACCUUUUGAACCAAAUCCGAACGGUGGGACUAAACUGGAGGUUGACGAAACAUUUGUUCCAAGCAUGGUGGAACUAUGAAGCGCUGGAAUUUGGCUUAUGGUUCUAUCGCAUUCUCACAUCAUGGAAACAUAUGUUUCAAUCUAUAACACACUCAUAG
Molecule: messenger RNA, 1575 nt
Organism: Radiomyces spectabilis
Lineage: Eukaryota; Fungi; Mucoromycota; Mucoromycetes; Mucorales; Radiomycetaceae
Product: ABC1 family-domain-containing protein
Exons: 4
Coding region: 1-1575 (524 amino acids)
Biological process (GO): mitochondrion organization; lipid homeostasis
Cellular component (GO): mitochondrial inner membrane
Source: RefSeq, a predicted model, not a curated record